Jaculus jaculus (lesser Egyptian jerboa) is the source of this 3115-nucleotide messenger RNA. It is a transcript of the gene Gpr27, whose product is annotated as G protein-coupled receptor 27. Gene Ontology annotation, biological process: G protein-coupled receptor signaling pathway. The transcript has 3 exons. The record is from RefSeq and is a predicted model, not a curated record. Gene Ontology annotation, molecular function: G protein-coupled receptor activity. Gene Ontology annotation, cellular component: plasma membrane. Bases 1 to 1788 code for a protein of 595 amino acids. NCBI's taxonomy places the organism in Eukaryota, Metazoa, Chordata, Mammalia, Rodentia, Dipodidae.
AUGGGGGUUAUUAUGAAGGGAAGGCGAGGGCGACGCCGCCGGACCCCCCCCCCCAUUACCUUGGGGGCCAAAUACGACUUGUCACCACCUUGCGUCCUGGGCCCUGCCUCUCCCUCCCGGCCCCGUAAGCUGUGUCUGCGGCGCCCCCAGCCCAGCCGGGCCCGGGCGGCGCGGGAUGCCUCGGCGGGACUGGCGGCGGCGGCCACGCUGCGCGCUCCGGCAGAGGGGAGGGGGCUCGGCGGCGGCGGCGGCGGGCCCGGCUGGGGGCAGAGCCAAGAGGCGCGGCGGCGGCGGCGGCGUGAAGCCCGCGGCGCCCAGGGCGCAGGGAGUGGCCGUCGCCUCCCGCGCGCACCAUUGCUGAGAUGGCGGCGGCGGUGGCUGCGCGCCGGAGGUUCGGGGAGAAGAGGAGGAGGAGGCCGGGCGCGGGCUGAGCGCUGCCAGCCUGGGAGCUCGCGUGAGACGGUGGAGGAGAAGGAGGAGGAGGAGGAGGAGGAGGAAACAGCGCGGGCCCGGGGCGGCCUACGCGAGCGGCGAGGCCGGAGAGGCCCCCGGGCAGAGCGCGGCGCGGCGCGGCGCACGGCCGGAGGAGAGCGGGGCGCGGCGAUGGCGAACGCGAGCGAGCCGGCCGCGGGCGGCGGCGGCGAUGCGGGCGGCGGCGGCGGUGCGGGAGGCGGCGGUGCUGGCGGCGAGACUGCCGCGCUGGGCCUCAAGCUCGCCACGCUCAGCCUGCUCCUUUGCGUGAGCCUGGCGGGCAACGUGCUGUUCGCUCUGCUCAUCGUGCGGGAGCGCAGCCUGCACCGCGCCCCGUACUACCUGCUGCUCGACCUGUGCCUGGCCGACGGGCUGCGCGCGCUCGCCUGCCUCCCGGCCGUCAUGCUGGCGGCGCGGCGCGCGGCGGCCACCGCGGGGACCCCGCCGGGCGCGCUCGGCUGCAAGCUGCUCGCCUUCCUGGCCGCGCUCUUUUGCUUCCACGCCGCCUUCCUGCUGCUCGGCGUGGGCGUCACCCGCUACCUGGCCAUCGCGCACCACCGUUUCUACGCCGAGCGCCUGGCCGGGUGGCCGUGCGCCGCCAUGCUGGUGUGCGCAGCCUGGGCACUGGCCCUGGCCGCGGCCUUCCCGCCCGUGCUGGACGGCGGAGGAGGCGGAGGCGGUGACGACGACGAUGCCCCGUGCGCCCUGGAGCAGAGGCCCGACGGCGCUCCCGGCGCGCUGGGCUUCCUGCUGCUGCUGGCCGUGGUGGUGGGCGCCACGCACCUCGUCUACCUCCGCCUGCUCUUCUUCAUCCACGACCGCCGCAAGAUGAGGCCCGCUCGCCUCGUGCCCGCCGUCAGCCACGACUGGACCUUCCACGGGCCCGGGGCCACCGGCCAGGCGGCCGCCAACUGGACGGCGGGCUUCGGCCGCGGUCCGACGCCUCCAGCGCUCGUGGGUAUCCGACCGGCGGGGCCGGGCCGCGGGGCUCGCCGGCUCCUAGUGCUCGAGGAGUUCAAGACGGAGAAGAGGCUGUGCAAGAUGUUCUACGCGGUCACGCUGCUCUUCCUGCUGCUCUGGGGGCCCUACGUCGUGGCCAGCUACCUGCGCGUCUUGGUGAGGCCCGGCGCUGUCCCCCAGGCCUACCUGACGGCCUCUGUGUGGCUGACCUUCGCGCAGGCAGGCAUCAACCCUGUCGUGUGCUUCCUUUUCAACCGGGAGCUGAGGGACUGCUUCAGGGCCCAGUUCCCCUGCUGCCAGAGCCCCCAGACCACGCAGGCCAGCCUCCCCUGUGACCUGAAAGGCAUUGGUUUGUGAGGCUGCCUGCCAUCCGAGCUGCCCCCCGACCCAGCCUCAACCCUUUGGCAUGGACAUUGACCGCUUCUUCCCUUUCUGUCCGGUUUCUGAGUUUUCUACGCUGCCUUCAAAAGACUCUUGAAGUGGACACACACUUGGAUUGUACAGACGCCUGUUUUGGGGGCGGGAGCGGGGGCGGGAGGAGGGGGGGUUCAGUGUUUCAGUUUAUCCUUCUAAGUACUUUCUUCCCGGCCGUAGGCCCUGCAGUCUUUUUGUACUGGUCCUGACUUCUUCCAUGUGUGAUUUUUUUUUUUUUAAUUAAGGCUACACUAAUUUUAUUCAUGCAAAGUUUCCUAAAGACCAUGGCCAGUUUUCUACAGAAGCUAUUUUUGACAACCUCAAGUGGCAUUAUAUUUGAGUUGCGGUGGGGUAGAGAAGACCAGGGGCACCUGCGUGUUAGGAUUUCCCGAGGGUCUUCUGUUGGAGGCUGCGAAGGUGGAGUGUGGGGGGGGCGGGAGGAGUCGCCCCAAGUCUCCGUAUGAAUUUGCAGGCCCAAGGGCCAGUUGUGCUGUGCGGGUUUCUUCGCAAGUGUGCGGAACUUUUUCCAGCGUUGAUACUGAACUUGAAGAGCAGAAAUGGGAGUUGAUAGGGAGGCAGUCACUUCUGAAACAGUUACAAGAUCGCUGGUUCCUUGUUUAUACGACUAGAAAAAAAAAAAAAAAAACACUCCACAUCAGCAGCAGCUGUUCUGUAUAUCAAUCUUGAAUGGAAACAUGUCUGUAAACCUGUAACUUUUAAGAGGAUAGCAAGUGGUUUUGGAUAGUAACGGUGUGCAGAAACUACCGUGUUGCAUGUUUGUAUGUAUGGUUGUGGUCCACAGAUGGGAGGGUUCUGGAAAGUAGCAACUACGACACAGUUGUGUAGGUCUUUUUCUGCCAGUAAGAAGUUAAAAUACUUUUUUGAAAAUGACUUUUGCUCCGAGAAGCCCAGUUUUCUUCUGUCUUAUGAAACUAAUUUCCACUUUGAAGAUUGUUCUGUCGUCCGUGGUAUCAAGGAAUGGAAUACAACAAUACCUCUCCUAGGAGACAAAACAUUUCCUACAGUGUUGGUUAGGUUAGGCUGUGCUGUUCUACUGAUGGUUGUUUUAAAUUUAUUAAUAAGAACCAUGAUUUUAAAUUAUAUGCCCUUGUUAGACAUUGUCACUUGAAAUUGAAGGAUUACAUUGCAAGUACUGUACAAUAUUUUUUGCUUAAAAUGCUACAUUUUUAUUAAUGUACCUUGCGUUUUGAGGAUUUCUAUCUGUAUUUCUCUUUGCAUUACACAAAUAUACCAGUAUUUUCAUUCUGGA